Messenger RNA from Neurospora crassa OR74A, 1072 nucleotides. RefSeq names its product nuclear movement protein nudC. Gene Ontology annotation, cellular component: cytoplasm. The coding region runs from base 148 to 723 and encodes 191 amino acids. Gene Ontology annotation, biological process: protein folding. The record is from RefSeq and is a predicted model, not a curated record. NCBI's taxonomy places the organism in Eukaryota, Fungi, Ascomycota, Sordariomycetes, Sordariales, Sordariaceae. The transcript is spliced from 4 exons.
CCUGCCCCUCCAGAAAUUCGGUCAUCGCGUUCAGGCGCGUUCCAUCGUCUUCUACUUACAUUACCGCACAUUGCACCACUGCACCACUGCACCAAGCUGCCGUCGUUGCCCAAUAUCUACACCGAAUUCAACAAUACCACCUUCAACAUGGCUGACAAAGACGUAACAGAGCUCACCCCCGCCGAGGAGGCCGCUGCCCGCGCCAAGGAACAAGCCGAGCAGGAGGCUCUCCCCUACAAGUGGACUCAGACGAUUGGCGACGUCGACAUCACCAUCCUCGUCCCUGGUAACCUAAAGGGCAAAGAUAUGGUGGUUGAGAUAAAGAAGCAGUCUCUUACGGCUGGUAUUAAGGGUCAAGAGCCCGUCAUCAAGGGCGACCUCCCCCACCCGAUCCUCCUCGACGAUUCAACUUGGACGCUGUCCCCCGCUCCCGCCGGUCAAAAAGCCCUGGAGAUCCAUCUCGAAAAGCACAACAAGCUCGAGUGGUGGCCGCACGUAGUCACCAGCGCCCCGAAAAUCGACGUGAGCAAGAUCGUCCCCGAGAACAGCAAGCUGUCGGACCUCGAGGGUGAGACGCGGGCAAUGGUGGAGAAGAUGAUGUACGACCAAAGACAAAAGGAGAUGGGGUUGCCGACGAGCGAUGAGCAGAAGAAGAUGGAUAUCUUGAAGAAGUUCCAGGAGCAGCAUCCGGAGAUGGAUUUUAGUAAUGCGAAAAUUCAGUAGGUGAGCGAAAGGGGGAAAGGGGGAGGGCAAUUGGAGAUACUGAAAGGAUUUGGGGGAGUAGAGAAGUAAAAGGGUGAAGUGAUGCUGGACACUUUCUCUGAACUGUUGUGGUGAUGUUCUGUUCCAGCCGCACACGGACUAUAUUAUUCCUGGAAAAGCCGAACCCAUGACAAAUCACUGCGUACGCUCCAGUAGAUGACCUAGAGAUUACACUUCAUGGAUUUGAAUGAACGAAUGUAGUAUUUCGGGGACCGCUGUUGGUGGUGGUCGGAUAGAUCGCGGGAUGCGGAAGCAUUCAAAGCUGGGAAUUUUCUCACGACAUAAUUAAUAUACACGGACUAACCAAAAC